This is a messenger RNA of Scomber japonicus (chub mackerel), 1125 nucleotides long. It is a transcript of the gene evx1, whose product is annotated as even-skipped homeobox 1. Gene Ontology annotation, molecular function: DNA-binding transcription factor activity, RNA polymerase II-specific; RNA polymerase II cis-regulatory region sequence-specific DNA binding. Lineage: Eukaryota; Metazoa; Chordata; Actinopteri; Scombriformes; Scombridae. Bases 1 to 1125 code for a protein of 374 amino acids. Gene Ontology annotation, cellular component: nucleus. Gene Ontology annotation, biological process: regulation of transcription by RNA polymerase II. The transcript is spliced from 3 exons. The record is from RefSeq and is a predicted model, not a curated record.
AUGGAAAGCAGAGAGGAGAUGGUGAUGCUGGCGGAGGGAGGUCAGCUUGGCAAGAGCGGCUCUAAUUUGUCGGAAGGGAGCCCCAUGCGAGAGUCGCAGGGGAAGCCGGGCCACAGGAGCUGUCUGAGCCCCGGAGCUGUGCCCUACUCCCGGGACAGGACGGAGGUGGUGGUGGAGGAGAGCGCACGAAGGAAUAUGUGCGCCGAUAUGAGGCCACUUGGCACGUCCUCCUCCGGGGAGAGGCACCGGAUUGAUCACCCCCAUAAAGACGGCAGCAGCUCAGACACCGAGUCCGACUUCUACGAGGAAAUUGAUGUCAGCUGCACGCCUGAAAGCAUGGACUACCCCACAUCUAAAGGUCGAGAUGGGGAUUCUCCAGGUCAUUCCAGUGAGACUGGUGCUGACCCGGGUAAGGCCAUGCCGGGUCAGGGUUCUCUGUCUGGCUACUCUGCGGACCAAAUUCGCCGGUACCGGACAGCGUUCACCAGAGAGCAGAUCGCACGGCUGGAGAAGGAAUUUUACCGGGAGAACUAUGUGUCCAGGCCGAGAAGAUGCGAACUGGCGGCCGCCUUAAAUCUACCUGAAACCACCAUCAAAGUGUGGUUUCAGAACCGCAGGAUGAAAGACAAGCGCCAGCGUCUGGCCAUGACGUGGCCUCACCCCGCUGACCCGGCCUUCUACACCUACAUGAUGAGCCACGCUGCGGCCACGGGGAACCUGCCCUACCCCUUUCCGUCCCACCUGCCGCUACCCUACUACUCCCACCUGGGCGUCGGUGCUGGCUCGGCACCUGCCGCUACCCCUUUCUCCAACCCCCUGCGGUCUCUCGACAGUUUCCGGAUGCUGUCUCACCCAUACCAGAGGCCGGAACUCCUAUGCGCCUUCAGACAUCCAUCCCUGUACCCGGGUCCUACCCACGGGCUCGGUCCUGGAGGAAGCCCCUGCUCCUGCCUGGCCUGCCACUCCAGUCAAUCCAACGGCAUCUCAUCGAGGCCUUCCGGCUCGGACUUCGCUUGCUCCCCAACAAGCAGAACUGAUGCCUUUGUCACUUUCACGCCUUCAGUGCUCAGCAAAUCCUCAUCUGUGACAUUAGACCAGAGGGAAGAAGUGCCCCUGACCAGAUAA